Molecule: messenger RNA, 4357 nt
Organism: Drosophila hydei
Lineage: Eukaryota; Metazoa; Arthropoda; Insecta; Diptera; Drosophilidae
Gene: RasGAP1
Product: GTPase-activating protein
Exons: 6
Coding region: 376-3948 (1190 amino acids)
Biological process (GO): regulation of GTPase activity; intracellular signal transduction
Source: RefSeq, a predicted model, not a curated record
UUUCAUUUCUCGUUGCGAACGGUUGUGCGAUUUCGUGCUCGUGUAAUUUUAUUGCAUUUAGCUAUUCGCUCUUUCACAAGUCGAAAUCGGAAUAUUAUUUAGCUCAUUGCAUCUUAUACGCAUAUUCGUCGUUGUCGGCUUUAUGCAAUAUUGAAUUGAAACCCAGAAAUGAUGUGUAUAUAUGCAAGUAUUAAUAUACAUAAAGUGCUUAAAACAACAAUAAAGUGAUGUUAAAAGCAUUUAAAUACAAAAGUCAACAAAAAAAUCUCGAACAAAACGCAUACGUUGUCUGUGUCGGUUGCGGUAGAACGAAAUCGAGUUAUUCUCAUUUACAAUUCUUAUCUAAAUGCAACACUGUGAACCAACACUAACAUAAUGCUGUUGAAAAAGAAGCGAUAUAUGUGUGAAGAGCAGGACGACGCUAUUGACGUCGUUGCUGUUGAGGCAAGCAACAACAGAAACACCAACGCGAACAACAACAGCAGCAGUAGUUAUGGAUCCAACAUGGCUGAAACACGCGAAGUCCGAAUUGAAGAGCAAUUAAAAGUGAAAAUUGGUGAAGCAAAAAAUCUGAGCAGUCGAAAUGCAGCAAACACAAGUUGCAGCACUCAGGGCACUCGAGAUGUAUACUGCACCAUUGCCUUGGAUCAGGAGGAAAUAUGCCGCACACCCAUCAGUGAACGCACCCUGUCGCCUUUUUUUGGCGAGGAGUAUCAGUUCAAAAUACCGCGUCGAUUUCGCUAUCUAUCUGUCUAUGUGUGGGACCGGGAUAUGAAGCAAGACAAGCCAAUUGGCAAAAUAGCUAUCAAGAGAGAGGAGCUGCACAAGUACAACCACAAGGAUCACUGGUUCUCGCUGCGUCCGGUCGAUUCCGAUUCAGAGGUGCAGGGUAUGGUGCAUAUUCAAGUGACCUUCGAGGAGCUUCCUCAGUUGCUAACAGAAAGCAUCGAACUGGUCCAGCAUUCGUUGCAGCAUCAUCCGCAUCAUCAACGUGCCCAUCUGAAUGACUACAAGGAGAACAACGAACUAAGCAACAUUCAGCGAACUGCAGCUGCGGCAGCAGCAAGUGGCGCCAACUCUGCGGCCAUGACACUCAAGACUCGGGCGGCAGGCCUGUUUGGACAUGUGCCCCACCACCAGCAGCAACAGCAGCUGCAAUUACAGGCGCAUCUGGCAGCAUCCUCCACGGAUCAGCUGGCCAAUUGGAAGAAUGCGCACGCCAGCAAUGUGCGCGUGGCAAUUCGUGUGCCAGCGUGCAUAGAUCUGGCCAAAAAGCAGGGCACCUGUGAUCCCUUUGUCAUCUGCACGGCCUACUACAGCAACAAGCAGGUGAUUACGAAACGCACUAAGCAACGCAAGAAGACCGUCGAUCCUGAGUUCGAUGAGGUCAUGUACUUCGAUCUCUCCAUUGACUCUGAGGCAGGCAGCACGGGCACCACGAAUAGUAACAAAUCUGCUGCGUCGCUUGAAUCCUCAGCGAAUAAGGCCUAUGCGAUUUACCCACUUGGCGGCGCUGAUCUCUGCGAGAUUGUUGUCACGCUUUGGCACGACGCUCAUGGCGCUAUGACAGAUAAGAUAUUCCUGGGCGAGGUCCGUCUCCCGAUGCUCAACAAUCAACAGCAGCAGGCGGUACAGCCAUCUGCUUGGUAUUAUCUGCAGCCGCGCACCACGACGAACAGUUGCCGUUCCCUGAAUGCCACACCCCGUUCCUGCGCCACGCCACCUGGUACUCGACUCAGCGUGGACUCCACAAUUGGAUCGUUACGCCUGAAUCUAAAUUAUACAGCAGAUCAUGUAUUUCCGCUUGCCACCUACGAUGAUUUACUUAACUUGCUUCUGGAGUCGGUUGAUCAGCGGCCUAUUACCCUAUCCUCAGUGUACAUUCUCGGUGAACUCGUGUCGGGCAAAACGGAGGUGGCGCAGCCCCUAGUACGCCUCUUCACGCAUACGGAGCGCAUUGCGCCCAUUAUCAAAGCCUUGGCUGAUCAUGAAAUUUCGAAUCUGACCGAUCCCACGACCAUUUUCCGUGGUAAUACACUCGUCUCCAAGAUGAUGGAUGAAGCAAUGCGGCUAUCGGGUCUUCAUUAUCUGCACCAGACGCUACGUCCGGUGCUAUCACAAAUUGUUGCCGAGAAGAAACCAUGCGAAAUUGAUCCCAGCAAGGUGAAGGAUCGCUCAGCUGUUGACACUAAUCUGCACAAUCUCAAGGAUUACGUGGAGCGCGUUUUCGAGGCUAUCACUAAAAGUGCGGAGCGUUGUCCCAAGGUCCUCUGCCAGAUCUUUUAUGAUUUGCGCGAAUGCGCAGGCAAACAUUUUCCGCGCAAUCGCGAGGUACGCUACUCGGUGGUUUCUGGCUUCAUAUUUCUGCGAUUCUUUGCACCCGCCAUACUAGGUCCCAAGCUUUUUGACCUGACCACAGAGCGACUGGAUGCCCAAACGAAUCGCACCCUAACGCUCAUCUCUAAAACGAUACAAUCGCUGGGCAAUUUGGUCAGUUCGCGAUCGUCGCAGCAACCCUGCAAGGAGGAGUACACCGGCGAGUUGUACAAAAAAUUCUGCACUGAGAAGCAUGUGGAUGCGGUAAAGCACUUUCUCGAGGUCAUCUCAACGCCAAAUGCCUGCGACACGCCUAGCAAACAGUUGCAGGCAAUGCCGCAGCUGCCACUAGAACCAGUAUUACUAAAGGAGGGCGAGGGCAUGAUGACCAAAUAUCCGACAUGCCGCAAACGCUUUGGACGCCAAUUUAAGCAACGUUACUUUCGCCUGACAACGCACUCGCUAAGCUAUGCCAAGUCGAAGGGCAAGCAACCCAUCUGUGAUAUACCACUUGAGGAAAUCGGAAGCGUGGAGCAAUUGAAAGACAAGAGCUUUAAGAUGCAAAACUGCUUCAAGAUCGUGCACAAAGACCGCCCGCUUAUUGUACAAACGACGAACUGCGUGGAGGAGCGCGAGUGGUUCGACCUACUACAUAAGAUCUGCCUAAUGAACUCCAUCCGGAUGCAAUACUUUCAUCCCUCGGCAUUUAUCAGUGGCUACUACAGCUGCUGCGGCCGCUCAGAUGAGAAUGCGCCAGGCUGCAAGAACGUCUCCGCCAAGGAAAUGGACUACUUUCAAAUGGAUUUGGUUACCGCUCUCGAUCCGGCGCUCGAUUUACAGCGCAUACACACGCUUAUCAUGUCCAAUAUGAAUCUGCUGGACGCUCUGCUCGACCCGCUCGCCUACCAUCAGCAUCUGCCCCUGCCACAGCACAGCCAACAGCAACAACAACAGCAGCAGCAGAACAAUCCGCUGGUCCCGCUGGCCAGCGCCCUACAACAGCAGUCGCCACAAGCCUUUGUCGAGUUUAAGAAGACGAUCGAAAAGCUGCGCGACAAGGCCUACGCGAUUGACAGGGAUCAUCGCGACUACAAGCAGGACAUAACACGGCAGCUCAAGUACGGCAGUCGACAGGCUCCAAUUGGCGAUGAUAACUACUGGCACAUGAUGCGCGCCGCUGGUCAAUUGAAUUUGCAGCAUCAUCACCAACAGCAACAACAGCAGCAGCAACAGCAACAACUGCAGCCGGUGCUGCCCCAAAUGCAACAUGUGCGAGCACUUCCAGCAACAACGAACAGCAGCAACAGCAACAUUAAUGUGAACGCCUACUUUAUGCACAAUCUGCAGCACCAGCAGCAGCGGUUGCAGCUCCAGCAGCAGCAGCAUCAACAUCAUCAACAUCAACAGCAGCAGCAGCAGCAACAACUGCAAUAUCAGCAGCAACUGCGCAACCAGCGGCACAAUAACAACAAUAACAUAAACAACAAUAGCUGUGGCAAUGCUUCAUCGUCCAGCCCAUCGUCUACAGCAUCAAGUGUUGUGGCAGCCCCACCCAGCAGUGUAACAAACGCCCCCGUUGCUGUGGCAGCAACAGCUGCUGUGCUGCCAAAGCCAGCGCCGCCGAUUUAUUAGCGUUCAAGAUUAUGCGUGUUUGCCAUACCCAGAGCGAUAAUAUUGACUCGGUGAAUGCGCAUAACUGUUCUACUAUUGCCCCCUUCAGAAACACACACAGACACACCCACCCACACACAAACACACUCACACUCACACUCACAUACACAUAAAGGUACUUCGAAACACUUCCAACAGCAACAGAUGCGUUAAGCGUGUGCUUAUUUUAAACUACUUUUUUUUGUACGAAUUACAAGUUUAACGUGUGUAGAUCUAAGAUUUUUUAAUUAACUAUUUUUAUACACAUUUAUAUACUAUGGAGUAACAAACAAGCGAAAUCUAAACGUUUAAGCCUAUUUAUUAUUCUUUUGUAUUUAUACAACACACACAAAUUUUUCUACUUUUAUUUUGUGUAGCAGAAAUAUCCAUA